AGCACAACACAAAUUCACAUUCUCCCACUUCCCCCUCAGAUUUCGGAAACCCUCUCUCUCGUUCUCUCUAUCUUUCUUUCUUUCUCUCAUUUCAACAAAAACGCUUUCUCCAUCAUUGUUUGCAAAAACCGCAAACCGGAAACAAUAAACAUACACAUUUAGUUAACUUCUUAUAUUUAUUUAUUUUUUAAAAAUUAAUUAUUAUUUGUUUUUUUAUUGUGUUUGCUUCGGCAUCGGUCACCGAAACAAAAGCCACGAUGUCGUCCGGCGGCGCCGCCGCGAGCUCAUCAAGCACAAGCCCAAGGGUCGCACCGGGCCCCACCACCACUCGCCGUCGCGUCGCCGACUCCACCACCAUCAACAACAACAACCUCGUCCUCGUCGACGGCGACCCCAACCCCCAAAACCAACCGCAACAGCAACAACACUCUUCAAGCUUCUCCGAUUUCUCCGACAACCGCGACGACGACGACGACAAUCCUUCGUCGUCGUCGUCGUUUCCGCACCACCACCACCACCACCACGCGCUGCACCCAAUCACGCGGUACCUGGUCCACCGCACGCGCCACCUGCCGGUGGAGUCGCUUCUGGUGCGGUUCGAACACGCGUUCCUGUGGAUGCUGGUGACGAUUCAAUCCAUGAGGAGCGGGAGGAAGAUAGGGAGGAAGAUCUUGGUGGCGAUGAUGGUGAUGGUGGUGGUGUCGCUUUUCGUGAAGGUUUCGAUGAUCGGAGGGAUGGUUGAGAUGAACGGAAAGAGCAUCGAGAACGGGCAGUUGAUAUUGCAGAGGUUCAAACACGAUUGGAUAUCGGCGCAGAAGGUUGUUACGGAAACCGACACCACGGAGACUCAAACUUCAAUGCCCAAAAGGGUUCUUGAGAGGAUCGAAAUUCCAGAAAUAUGGAGGAAACCAAAUAGUGACAACUAUUACAAAUGCAUUUCCAGACCCAAGAAUCGACCCAAAUCAAAAAAGACCAAUGGCUAUCUUCUUGUUCAUGCCAAUGGUGGAUUGAAUCAAAUGAGAACUGGGAUAUGUGAUAUGGUUGCCGUGGCAAAAGUGAUGAAUGCCACACUUGUUCUUCCUUCCCUUGAUCAUGAUUCAUUUUGGACUGAUCCAAGUGACUUUAAAGAUAUUUUUGAUUGGAGGCACUUCAUGAAAGUUUUGAAAGACGACAUUGAUAUAGUUGAGUAUUUGCCGGUUAAGUAUGCAUCUGUCAAGCCACUUCUCAAGGCCCCAGUUUCUUGGUCAAAGGCUAGUUACUACAGAGGAGAGAUUCUACCACUGUUGAAGCGACACAAGGUCAUACAGUUUACUCACACGGAUUCUAGACUUGCCAACAAUGGCAUUGCUUCCUCAAUUCAGAGGCUUCGAUGCCGUGCCAAUUACGAAGCUCUCAGGUACACAACAGAGAUUGAAGAGCUAGGAAGGACACUGGUGAACAGGCUAAGAACCAAUAAUGAACGAUAUAUUGCCCUUCAUUUAAGAUAUGAGAAAGACAUGCUAGCUUUCACUGGCUGCAGCCACAAUCUAACAGCAGAGGAAGCAGAGGAACUAAGGGUUAUGAGAUAUGAAGUGAAGCAUUGGAAGGAAAAAGAGAUUGAUAGUGUGGAGAAAAGAUUGCUUGGUGGAUGCCCUAUGUCACCUAGAGAGGCAGCCGUUUUCUUGAAGGCAAUGGGGUACCCUUCAUCGACGACAAUCUACAUUGUCGCCGGGCCUAUAUAUGGUAGCAAUAGCAUGGCAGCAUUUAGGGCAGAGUACCCUAAUGUCUUCACUCACUCUACUCUUGCAACUGAGGAGGAGCUGGAGCCUUUCAAGCCAUACCAGAACCGGCUCGCCGCCUUGGAUUAUAUCGUGGCAUUGGAGAGUGAUGUGUUUGUUUAUACUUAUGAUGGAAACAUGGCAAAGGCUGUGCAGGGCCAUAGGAGGUUUGAAGGAUUCAGGAAAACUAUCAAUCCUGACAGAUUGAAUUUUGUGAGACUGAUUGAUCAAUUGGAUGAAGGUUCCAUGGAAUGGGAAGCAUUUUCUUCUGAGGUCAAGAACUUGCAUUCUAAUAGGCUAGGUGCUCCUUAUCUUAGACAGGUAGGCGAGUCGCCAAGAAUCGAGGAGAAUUUCUUUGCGAAUCCCUUCCCCGGUUGUGUAUGUAACAAGUCUCAGGAGAUGAUCACAGCACUGAAACUUGAUCAUCGAAUCGGCCUCGACUCGCAAAGAUAGUACACUGGAUGUUUUGAUACGUAGUUAAAAUUGGUUGGGGUUCUUCACAAUGUGUAUUAUGUUAAAAAUGGCACUGUAUUUAAGAAAAGGUUAAAAAAAGGAAAAAGCUCAUUCAUGUUGUUAUGGUGGGAAUGUUGCUUCUUCCUUUGUUUCAAGCCAAGUUUGAUGUGGCUGCUGAAGAAUCUAAAGGGACAUUUGUGUUAGGGUUCUUCUCAUUUCACUAAAAAGUAUGAGUUUCCGUUUUAGGGAAGGAACAGAUAGAAGGUUUUUUGUGUAUAAUCAAUACAAGGCAUAGAUUAAGAUUAUAGUGUGGGAGAUUGGCAUUUAUGACGGAAUUACCCUCGUGGAAGUGGAGGGGAUUAUAAUGUAUUCAUUGAUUCUUUUUUGAGAAAAGCAAUCUCCAAAUGGAGCAUAUAGUUACAAUUCUUCAAGGAUGUAACAUUUGAAACAUAGGAAGUUUUUUCCCCAUUGAAGUGUUUUGUGUAUUAUUUAUAUUGUUUUGCAACAAUCUGCCUUUGAGUGCAGUAAAGAAUGUACAAAUAUUUGUAAUUACAUUGAUUUAUUAUUCGUUCUGA
This is a messenger RNA of Arachis stenosperma, 2785 nucleotides long. RefSeq names its product O-fucosyltransferase 19. Bases 258 to 2210 code for a protein of 650 amino acids. NCBI's taxonomy places the organism in Eukaryota, Viridiplantae, Streptophyta, Magnoliopsida, Fabales, Fabaceae. The record is from RefSeq and is a predicted model, not a curated record. Gene Ontology annotation, cellular component: cytoplasm. The transcript has 8 exons.